Messenger RNA from Amoebophrya sp. A25, 11270 nucleotides. NCBI's taxonomy places the organism in Eukaryota, Dinophyceae, Syndiniales, Amoebophryaceae. The record is from the annotation of a GenBank genome assembly.
AUGGGUGCAGCUGAGGAGGCGGAAGCAUCGCUCCGCGCUCAAUGCGACUCCUUGAGGUAUUACUAUCAGUGCCUUUUGUUCCCAGUAUUUUGAUGCGCUUCCACCUUCGAGCCAAUUCUGGUGCAAUUCGAUAAGGGUAACCCUAUCCAUGAGUCUAGUUUGGUACAGGUUGCGGGUGUCACCAUCACAGGAGCAAGGAAACGAAUGCAAGGGGCUUCCCCGUUCUAGACCAAACGGACUAGGCUCCGCAAAUGCCAUAGGCCAAGAGUUUCCGACUUUGGGCGACAGUUCUUGGCGCCAUGGCCUGACGCGUUCAGAGGGGGGCGAAGUUGUGCCGCUCAGAUCGAGGCGCCGGCGUCUGAAAGUCUUCCAGCGUGCGGCGUCUGGGACUGGUUUGGUUUUGGUAUAUUUCUGGCGGUUACUUCAAUGCGUCAGAAAUGAACCCAGGCCGCAACUGUCCUCGAAAAGCGUCAGGCCAGACACCUUGCGGGGGUACUCGCUUCUCUUGGAGCAAGCUCAGCCGUGCACGAAGAACACAGAGGGGGACUCUCGUAGUCGUAGGUCUGGGGCCCUCGCGUUCUUGCGCGGUGCAUGUAAACCAAAGAGAUUGAGACGAAGAACGCGAAAGACCUAAGGGAGAGCUGGGGCGGUAAUCGUGUAAGAGUAGCUGGGGCUGUACCUGUAGCGGUAGCGCUAGCAGUUGGCCACCAAAUGAAUAGCGUCGACCUCGCUAGAUGUCGAGAAGGGAAGGCGAGAAGCCAGGCUAGGACUAAAGACGACCGCGCGCACACUCUCCGACCAACUACACCUAUAGGCUUUUUUUUCUCUUUUUAAUUUAGGAGCCUGCUGAUUUUUAGUAGUCUAUUACCAGGUGACUAGUAGGCGACUACUAGGUGACUACUAGGCGACUGCUAGGUAAGUAGUAAGUUAGUUAGUAGGCGAAUCGUGGCUCAUUGGUAGGUGAUUAGUGGGCAAGCAGUAUUUUCAUGAAAAUUCUCGGUUUUUUGUUGUAGUCGGUUAUUCAUCGGUUAGGACGUUCUUACAAUUGGUUACUCAUCAGUGGGGACGUUAUCGCAGCUGGAUAUUACUAUUUAUAGUAUUAGCAAUUGCGUUCGCGUUGGUGUUGGACCAUUCGAACACAGACUGUAAAGCCGCGCGUAGUUUCUCACUGAGAAACGCUUGAGCUCGAUACAGAUUGCACUUACAGCCUGAGACAGAGACUAAUGAUCUCUGGCUGCUUUGAUCCCUGUGGAUGUUCGUUGGGGUUGCAAGGGGAGGAAGUCUCAGCUUCUUCGUUGGGAUACCAUGAUGGGGAAGCUCUCAUAUGCUUCAUAUGGGAGCGCCUAUGCUAUCAUCAUUGACUCAUACGAUUAUCCUACAUCGAUUCCCAUCAUUGACCAGAACUGACAAAACGUUAUGAACCUGAUUACAGCUAUGAGCAUUCGUUUUCUCUGCUAUCUGAGUACGUUGGUGGUCCUUUGACUGUUGAUCGUUGAUUUUGGAACCAUAUGCGUUUAGGUCUGUAGGUUAUCUUGGAGGCCUUUCCGGUGUUGCUUUGUCCUUGACUGUGUUGAGAGACUUGAAACGACAAACGAGAGAGAGAGGAGAAACCGCCGACACCCGCGCCAACUAAGGCCAACGCGUUGAGAGUGGUGCCGGUGGGUACCUUGUUCGCCUGGCGAUCUUGGUCAUUUCGUUGAUCUUCAUCCUUCUGAUCUUGGUGGAUCUUUGUGAUAUUUCAAGGAUUUACGACCAUGACCAAAACCAUCGCUGCGUGUCGAAGUCCCUAGUCUCUGGACUCAAAGGGAGUGUAGAGCCAAGUCUCCUCCACUAGAGUUCUGCCGUGUUCUUGCAGGUGUGCUAACGACUUAAAGAGAGUAGACAAGUGCUGCAGGUGAGUCUUUUCUGUUCUGGCUUGUAGGUUUUCCUGGGUGCUCGGUGGCGUGUCAAGCUAGUUGCUAGUCGUCGGACUCUUCUUCUUUCGGUAGUUGCUCUCUGGUUACUAUGGUUGCAUGUUAGUGCCUGGUGUGAGCCUCUGAAGAGGUGUGUGAGUAGUGCCCCUUCCCUUAAAAAGUGGCUCUCCCUGGAAAACGGUCUCUGUGUCUGCUACUAGUGAAGAAGAACCCCUGUAGAAAACGAGCUGGGAGCACUAGAAAACGGGCUGGAAGUACUCACGCUGUAGGUGUCGCGCUGGAUGCUUUUCUGGUGGCAGUGGAGGCGGUCUGGACUACUUAGUGGGGUGCGAGUAAGGGGGUAAGUGAGAAGCUAAGUCGUCGCGUGUGCUCCAUGGUGGUUAAGGCUUUUAACCUGGUGUGCUACUUGGUGGCUGUGGUGGCCUCUAGUUCCUGUCGCUACUCUUGUGGGAAAGGGCUUGCUAUUCCUGAGCUUCAGGCAGUUCUUUCUGCUUGGUUCUGGGGCUAGUAGUCAAUGUUAAGUGAACAGGAAAGUGCGUGUGUACUUUUCUGAAGGGUGUGCACUCAGACUGUCCCUUUCUGGUGGGAAGUGUUUUAAAGUAAAGGGUAGAAAGAAAGCAGGCGGUGGCAGCCUGGGUCUUUAAGGUGAAAAAGUUAGUUAAGCCUGGCGACGAACUACCGAUAGCGCGAUGGUGCCUUCUGGCAUGGUUGCUGCUUUCGGUGGGAAGUUUUUGUGUUGGUGGAAGGCGUCUAGCGCGGUCUGAGCUGCUGCUUUUCGGCUCUUGGGUAAAUGGCACUACUGCUGAAUAUCAGGCAGUGCCACGACCCUCUGGUCGUGGUUUCUCUUCUCUUAUAGCGAAAGUUCUGGCCUCACUACUGCUGAGUAACAGGCAGUGCCUUGAUCUUCGGGCCUUGGCUGUUGGCGAAAAAGGUUUGGCACUACUGCUGAGUAUCAGGCAGCUCCCCUGAAGCCCUAUGUCAUAGUAAGCACCUGACUCCCUACGGGUGGACGGGAUGCGACAUUUGGUCUCGUAGGUUUCGCUUUGGUCGCACAGCUUCGGUAGUGCCCUAUAGUAUGACCUCUUGACUGCAGUGGUGGACUUUAUCCCUAGUCUCUGGACUACCACGGAAGUCAUAUCCCCUAACUGUUCGUCUAUGGCUACGGUGUACUUGUCUAGAAACCAAAGUAAACCAGUAUUGAACUAGCUGGCCACUUCUCCGGGGCGAGCACAGGACGGGCCGGGCCCUUCCUCUGGGUCGCCGUGUCUUACCUCGUAUCCAGGCCUUGCCCGGCGGCUUCACAGCAUGGAUGCCGUUCCUCGGCUCUCCCAGUGGCGGGCGUGUCGAAUUCUGACAUCAGUCGGAUUCGAACCCUGCGUCAUUCAGAUCCGGAGAAACUGAACCGAGACACUUAGCCACUAGGUGAAAUGGCUACGCUUUUUGUAAGUUAAAUCAUUAUAGUUGACUUCGUUUAUCGGGUUAUCUAUAUGGAGAAGUAGUAGUCUACGUUGAGACGAGCUACGUUCUAGCUUAGUUAAGCCAUCAAGUUGGGCGGGAAACUAUCUCACUCGCCGCGUCACGCACUCGCAAGUAGUGAAGUGUAUGAUGGCGACUCUUCGGGCGUGUGUCAAUUGCUUUAGCUGUUGCGAUCUCGGAUUGGUUGUCGAUCCAGAGCACAGCAUUGUCUAAAGAGGGAGACAGGCCGUUCUGUGUGUGCACCAACUGAGUUGGUAGAGGCUUAGAGAAGUCUGUAAAGUCAUGCAGUCCACUAAGGCUAAGCGCAAGCGUCUCAGAAGCUGCAAUAUAUUCACUUUCAGCCGUAGAAUAGGCACGGACAGCUUGCCGAUUACUUCUCCAAGCGAUUGAAACGCCUCUGAAAUACAUGAUCGAUCCACUUGUGCUUCUCAUAUUCUUUACGCAGGUGGCGAAGCCUGCAUCACUAAAGAUAUGCACCUCUGGCCUAUCUCUGCCUUCAGGUGCUAACUUUGAAUAGAUCUCAUCUUGUUGAGUUCUUCUUCUUGUUCUGGUGAGUAUUCCAGUCCUUGUUCUCUCGUUGUCACCAGAUACUUCAGCACUUUUCUGGCUGCUUUAACCAUUCUUGUUGACGUGGGUUGGCUGACAUGUCUAGCCAACGCCGCCACCGGUACAGAGAUGUCCGGGCGCGCGGUCACAGCUACCCAUAGCAAGGCACCAACUACCCCACGAAAGGGAUACCCGUCGACUAUCUUGAUCCCCUCCUCAAGAAAAGCCGACUCGUCAAAAUUGGGCGAGUAAACCGGGCUCCCGACUUGGGUUUCGUAUUUCUUUGCAAUUUUAUCAGUGUACUCUUCCACGUUGAGUCGAAACGUUCGAGCUUCACGGCAGUAGUACACGAUGGCACAUAAGAAGUCGAACCUUAGCCACGCUUGACCCCAAGGGGUUGGAACGGACUCCACAUCAAUCGCACGGCCAGGGGCACGCGAAAAGAUGGGUCUUAGUUCAGUCUUGAGCCCAUCGAGAUCAGGACCCGUUGCAAGAUUGUCAUCGGCAUAGACUGACACCUUGAGGAACUUCCCAGGUACUUUCGCGCUCGGCUUUCUCCAUAAGCCUGGAGCAGAAUCACACGGCUCCCAGCCAAUAUUGGCUAGCAUGUCGUGAUAUUUCUUGAACCAUGCUCGUGGCGCGUCUUUCAGGCCGUAUAGGGCCUCCUUGGGCUUCACGGUCUCGCGUCCAUGCUUCUCUGCCCAGAUGGGUGGGAGACGACAGAAGACAUCGCGAUCGAGUUCAGCACUGAGGAACGCAGAAUCUAAAUCGAACGGGAUCGCAUAGUCCUGCUCUGACGCAGCAGAAGUCAGGGGCAACCUAUUAGCGGCGUGGGAAACUACGGGAGCAAAGGUGUUUGGCUCUUCUGAUCGAUCUAGAUUACCGAGGACACAAGCGCGAGCCUAGUAUCUUCCACAUCUUUUGAUAGUUAGAAUUAUGGCAAUUCGCCACAUUGCCUCGCGUCUGGGAGUUGGAUGGUCGAGCGCCCGCGCUCCCUCUUGAACUUCCUGAUCCGGAUUCUCCAUCUCCAGUCGACAUUCAGGGCGCACCUUAAACGGGACCCCGACUCGGGGCAUCUGCAGACUAAGAGGCUGCCUAAGGGAUUUAAAACGCUUAUCGGCACGUAUCGAGUUGGGCCCGACUCUCUUCCAGAGGACGAAGUGCUGCUUCCGGAUGAUGCGGCUGCCAGCCCGGAAGAGGUGCAGCAAGGUGAUACUUCUCCACAUGGAUCCGAAGCUGAUGGAGUUUUCGGAGACCAGGAUGAGGCAUUUGCAGGGGAUGUCGAGGACGAUUUGUUUGCAGACUUUGCGCUCACCGCACGUCUGAAGAAGAGUAUGCGUCUAAACUCGUUUAGACGGUGUUCAUUUUUGGAGACAAGAAAGACCUCCACACCAUCUUAGCGACUUAUUGAAGUGCAUCAUCUUGAGUAAGUAGUUAUGGGCCCGGAGUGAGAAGACCCAUAAAGCUCCAUAAAUUAUUUGGUUAUAAGGCUUCGCGCUUUGAUAGUAUUCGUUAUUAGUGCAUGUGAGAGCACAUUUAUUGAAAGCUGGCUGGUCGGUUUCCUUUUCGCGUCUUAAGAGCGCAUUUCUCGUUUCGCGAGAGUGGUCUUGCGACCAUCGUCUCUUUUCAUUCCUUGUCUGGAAUUGUCUCGAUGCAUUCUUUGACGGGCCAUCACCUUUGUGAGGGUGGCGGUUUUGUUGUUUUGUCUUUAGGCAUUCCCUUCCAGCCACACUCCGAGUGCCAGCAAGGGAUGGCCCUUUUUUCGUUCGUACUGUGAGGUCUCCUUAGGCUUAGCGCGUUGGCGAGCUAAGCCACGGUGACACUGUUCUUUCUCUAGACGUUGUCAGCAGCAUGGCAUAGGGUCUCCUCGUUCUGGGUGGUGUCGCGUCGGGCUGUGCCAGCGUGGCCGUGCCCAUAUUUAUGCCGCAUUGAUUAUGAUCUGUUCUCCCUCCCAUCGGCGGGAUGGCUCUUCGGAUCUGAGUACUCUUCGAGUACACGACUGGCGUGGUCCUUCGUCGCUGACAACACAGCAAUAGACAUCAUAGUGCGCCUUGAGUGUCACUCUCUUCCACCUUGAAACUUAGCCUACACUUGGCGCAAAAAAUGAAUAUGCGUCUAAACUCGUUUAGACGGUGUUCAUUUUUGGAGACAAGAAAGGCCCCCGCAUCAUCUUAGCGACUUAUUGAAGUGCAUCAUCUUGAGUAAGUAGUCAUGGGCCCGGAGUGAGAAGACCCAUAAAGCUCCAUAAAUUAUUUGGUUAUAAGCCUUUGUGUUGGACCAUUCGAACACAGACUGUUAAGUCGCGUCUAGUUUCUCGGUGAGAAACGCUUGAGAGUGAUACUGUUUGCACAAUUUGCACUCACAGCCUGAGACUAAUGAUCUCUGGCUGCUUUGAUCCCUGUGGAUAUUCAUUGGGGUUGCAAGGAGGAAGUCUCAGCUUCAUCAUUGGGAUACCAUGUUGCAUGGGGAAGCUUUCAUAUGCUUCAUACGGAAACGCUUAUGCUAUCAUCAUUGAUUCAUACGAUCAUCCUACUUUGAUUCUCAUCAUUGAUCAGAACUUGACAAGACGUUAUGGACCUGAUUACAGCUAUGAAACAUUCAUCAUUUCUUCUAUCUGAAUACGUUGAGGGUCCUUUGCCUGUUGAUCAUUGAUUUUGGAACUAUAUGCAUUUAGGUCUGUAGGUUAUCUUUGAGAUCAUUCCGGUGUUGUUUUGUCCUUGACUGUAUUGGGAGGCUUGAGCCACAAACGAGAGAGAGAGGAGAAACCGCCGACACCCGCGCCAACUAAGGCCAACGCGUUGAAAGUGGUGCCGGUGGGUACCUUGUUCGCCUGGUGAUCUUGGUCAUUUUGGUGAUCUUCAUGCGUCUGAUGUUUGUGACAUUUCAUGACUGUGACCUUGACCAACACUUUGUGCUUUAAUAGUAUUCAUUAUUAGUGCAUGUGAAAGAACACAGUGCGGGAUAAGGACUUCAAAAGAUUUUGGGACUUUCAUUAAAAACCGACCAUCCAUCCCCUACGCACCGCCAGAUCAUAGCGAGGCUCUUUGGUCGAGACUACGGCCAAGAUCGCCCUCCAUUGGUCGGCAGGAGUGUAGGAGUAGUCUCUUACUGCGCAGAAAAGUGAAGUGUUUACUUUUCUUUUCUUUCGUGUUCUUCGGAGCAAAUUUAAGCGUGGCAAAUGCAUCCAAGUCAUGCGAGACGUUUUUUUUUUUAAGAGAGAGUCGCGCAGUUCCUGUUGUGCGAGUGCAAGCUCGGUUUUCUAGUGAGCGCAGUGCGAGCGGCUACUUCUACGCUACCGCCCAGUGGAGGACCUGUUGUGUAUUACUGAUCGCGUAGCAUUUCGGUAAAAUUGCGAAGUGCAUCUUUGGGAGCCCCAUACCCCGAAAAAUCUUGGAUAGCUAAAAGCUGGGUUGUGUUAUUACAAAAAUGCGGAAAAUUGAAUGAGACAAGUCGUUUAUUGUUGUCGAAGGAUAGCCAUGUAAAGUGGUGUGAAGACUCUGAUGAGUAUAGGACUUACAGGCGGCAUUAGGAAGGUUGUUGACCGGAGAAGAUGGCAGAAAGAUACUCUAAGAAGCUCAUAAGAUCAACUGCGGCUGACGCAGUAGGUUACUUAGGCCGCAUUGCGGAAGACCUUCAAAGUGGAGCAAUGAGAGAGUCGCAUCAGGUCGCUGAGGAUAUAAGCCUCGACCUCAUCGCGUCAGGGUAUCCGACGGAGUCUUCCUUAACGGAUGGCGAGAAGCUCUUAGAUGAGCUGGCACCGUGGUCAUUCGUACCGGCUAGGAACGAGGGCGACUCCGCUUUCUUCCCGCGGACAGGAACAAAAGUAGUGGGCUUGAAGAUUAUAUAUCGUUACUGCGGGAACUAAGUAGAAGGUUCUACACUGAAGACGAGUGUGCGUGGGAAAUAGUUUUGUUUGGGGGUGCCACUCAUGGGCCUAUAAGGUGCCCUCCAGGUUGGGAAAAUAGAAGCUACAAGUGUGACGAUGAUCACCGGGACAAAAUUGAAAAAAGGCGCAAAGUUAGUUCUUUUCUGAAGGCAAAGAAGCCGAAAGUGGAGGAGGAAGCAUGGCCGCUAAUUUGGGACGUUGCCCAGAAGGAUGUAGAAAGAGGGUUGCUGGAGCCUUUUAUCGAAAUUAAGGACGUUCCUAGUGCCGUGCGUUUUCUCAUACCUAGACUCGCAAUUUUCCAGAAGACCAAAUGCCGCAUGAUCGAUGUUGACGCGAGGACUUUUAAUUUCUCAGCUUCUUUAACUAACAAAAAAGACGCCACUACCUUCCCCCCUUGAGGCACUGGCGACCGCCACGGCGGUAGCCAGAAUUUCAGCCGACCCCUCAUUGUCGGCAUCAAGUAUUUCCAAUUUUGUUUCUAAUCCCAGAAAGCGCAAGAGCGCCUAUUCUUUUAGUAAGCCGUUGACACUUACGGACUCUUUUAGUGCGGCAGUGUUUGAACGUUAUGCAGGUCCAGACUUAGGGAUCGAGAUGGUUAAGGACACAGCUAGCCUGGUCGACGGGAUAGCUGUGGAUAUAGAGGGUGCAUACAAGACAAUCGGCAUAGCCGAUGGCCAUCAGGAUCAGAAUUAUGUGGCUAUUUGGUCUCCUAGUUGUGAGCGGUUUGUUGCGGCGCGGGCUAAUAGUCUCUUAUUCGGGAGUACCCGCAGCGUUGUGUGUUGGGUCAGGGUGGCGCUCCUGCUUAAAUUCAUCAUGAUUCGGCUCUUUAGGGUGCCUAUGAGCGUGCUUAUUGAUGGUUUCCAUUCUUUUGCCAAGUCGGGGCUUGGCGAGAGAGUUUUGCCUUGCAUUUGUAAACUGUUGACUGUUUUAGGUUGGGGCUUUAAGUUAGAAAAAUUGGAGUGCUCAGGGGUGCAGAUUCUACUCUUAGGCUUGCUUUUCAACUUGGAAGCGAAGCCAUCGGUCAGCAUCGCCCCCGAGCGAGCGGAUGCCUAUAGAAGCUUAAUCAGGAAGCGGCUUGAUGAUGGGACCUUGUCCCAAAAUCAAGCCGCCGAGAUUUACGGUAAGCUUAGUUUUGCGUUCUGCGCGUUGGUUGUGCGACCGUAGACUCCAUCCGUUGCUUCGUCCGUUAGUCGGGCGUAUGUACGACUUCCAUGGGAAUAGCGAGAUGACGAAGUCACUGGCCGAGUGCCUUAGGAUUUGUUAUGAAAUUCUCCCGCGCGUGCCGCCUCGGUCGUUGUUUGCUUCUAAGUUCAGACUUCUAGUGUAUACAGAUGCCUCGUGGCAGCGGGGUAGGGCGGGGCAUCUUGCGGGUGUGUUGGUGGACCUUUUUAACGUCACCAACCACCAAGAUCCUAAAGGACUGGGCGUUUUAAAGUUUUGGAGACUGAAAGUUUGUAAAGAACAAUUGCAUAGCUCGUUUUGUCGUUUUCCGAUUAACGUUCUUGAGGCUGUUGCCCCGCUUAUUUCUAUGUUUGUUUGGUGUGAUUUAUUCAAGAACGCAAGGGUAGAAGUUUUGACUGAUAACAAUAGUGCAAAGGGUUGUUUAGUGAGGAUGAACAGUGGGAAAAUGCAUAUGAGUACUAUGGCUUUUGAAUUUUGGCGCUUUUGUUCACUACAUAACAUUAGUCCACUUCUUGACGGAGUUCCGUCGGAGGAGAAUAUCAGUGAUCUACCAACUAAGGACCACCUUUUCGAUUUUUUUGUACAUUUUUUUUGCACAGAAGAGGUUAAAAAUACAGGGGAGCUACUAGAUAAGGUUAGUAAGGUGCUUAAGCUUGUGGCGCAGUGGAGUGAUGUUUUCAUGGAUGAUAGCGAUUGCAAAUUGAAAGAAAAUGGCGAGUGAGUCGCGUGUAGUAGUUUGAUCCCCUUAGUAGUGCGUAGCUUUUGAACGACGCGAGCAUUUGGAAUAGUGAGUGUAACCUUUGAGUUUUGGGCCUUCAUGGUAUGGCUUUUUUUGAUGACCAUCUUCAUGAUUUUGCUAGCGAAGAAGCAUUCGUGGAGAGCUUUCUCAGGAUUGCAAGUGAGUGGUUCCCUGCAGGAAAAGGAGUAGUGGAUUGUUAAAAUCGCGAAUGUCGCGAUAGUGAGUUGCUGUAAGUGAGUCAAUUGCAUCACUAGAAAAGGAAUAAGAGUGAGAAAAUAGAUGCAAGAUUAGUCGAGUGGUAGUGAGACUGAGAGAGAGUUUGUUGGGAAGGAUGCCUUGAGUAGUUUGUCGCCACCGUUGGCGCUUGAGUGCAUAAGAUGGCGGGCCACGAUUUAGAAGCAGCCUUUGCGACGAUGGUCGCGGGCGGCUAGCAAUGCUGAUCGACCAGAUCAGCGCAAAGCGAACUUGGUGAAGCAGUCUUGCCAGACUGCUUUUGGUGUUGCCAUUGCGGCAACUUCGGAGGCAGAGACUAAAGCUGUGGAGAAGGCGCGUAUGAGCGGGCCCCUUCGUCGUUUUUCUUAUUUUCUUAAAAAUUAUAAAAUCUCGCUUCUCUGUUCCAUCCAUGUAUCCCUGUCUCUUCACUUUCGGGCUGUUAGGACUUAGAUCAAAGACGACGAAACUAAAGCUGUAGCAGCUCAGUAGUAGCUUUGAGGGUUUUGGUAUAGUUACGUAAUUUAUGCGCAAAAAUAAAGGUGCUUGCGCGAGCGCUUUUUCUCCGGAUCCGCUGAAAAUAUCACAACUAUGGCACUUCGUGGCGCAGUGAUCGUGCGCUUGUUGGGCGCGUACAUUCCGCCGGCUAUUGAGCAGCGUGACGAGGAAGGUAGCGUGUUGGUGGCUGCUCAGCCCGCAGUAAUCGACGCUGAAGGAGUUCAAGAAGCAAAUCGCUUAAGUUCUGACUUGUUGCAGGUGCUUUUUAAAAGUUGCUUGAUGACCGAGAUGAUUUGACGUGGGUACUUAGCAUUGAUUGGUCGUGCUUCAAAUUUGUGCAUAAGGGAAAGCUCUCUUUUUAAGAAGUGUAGGAUUGAUAAGUGAGAAGCAGACUUAGUGUGCAUGUUGCAAAAUCAUAUACUACAUUUUAGGUUUUCGGGAAGCCGGAAUUCGUCCGCGAAGCCACCCCGCAGAUGGUGAAGACUGCGGCUGGACAGGUGUACAAGGGCAAGAUGUCUAGAGUAGCAGGGGUUAUGCCGAUCGCCGGUCGCAAUUAUUACGAGCGGACUCAUGCGUUUUAUCAGAUCGAUGACGCUUGGGGACGCCCUGGAAACACAGUCGGACUCGUAAGCUUUAAAGAAGUAAGCUUGCAUCUUUUUCGAUUUAGAAAGUUUAGAUUUUCAAACUUUAAGUGUAUGUGUGUGUUUGACGAUAUUAAGGAGCUCCUCUCUUAAAAAGUUAGGAAAAAAAGAACUGGCUGUCGUGCUAGUUCUUAGUCGAGUUUUCUUAUUAAACAAAAUUACAGCGUGAAAACUGCUAG